GCAGGACUUUGUUUGAUAUUACACUUCCGCUGACUGAAACACAAUUUUAUGCUUACAGACGCACGCAAAAAAAACUCGCUACAGGCUGAGCUGUGGUGACGAUCUGAACCAGUUUAGGUGAGAAUCUCAUCUACAUCUUUACUAAACUUCCUUGAGAUGAACAAAAAGCUGUACAUUGUUGAAGGAAUGUAAAAUGGUUUCCGUGUUUACAUAGCCUGAUGUAAACACGCGGGAGGUUGGGAGAACACGAGAUGAGCGUGGGAAACCACGACGCGAAGCGGAGUGAUUUCCAGUUUAUCGAGUGUUCUCCCAACCUCCCAAGUGUUUACAUCAGGCUAUGUAAACACGGAAACCAUUUUACAUUUCUUUUAUAAAAUAACUAAUGAAAGAGGAACGAAAACUGUGUUUACAUACGCUCAUGUAAAAUGGUUUUAUGGCCAAUCAGAGCGCGCGUACUAUUUGAAUUAUUUUGUAAAUGCAAUUCUUUAAGUCUGCAUCUGUGAUUUAGUUUAAUUAAUGAUUUAAAUUCUGUUGUAAAUUUUUGGGAAAGUUUAAGUGGAAAGCUUCGGGAAAUGAAAAUCUCUCAGCCUAUCAUCAUUUCUUAAAUAAAAGACAGUGGGCUACUUUUCCAAUGAAUUGUGAAUCUGCUGAUUUCUUUUUUCACACAUCAUAACUGUAAGUCUUAACGAUUGUGUUUUAACUGUGAGUGUUUUAACUGUGAUUUAGCAAAAUAUAUAUCAGUCAGAAUUAUACUUUUUCUUAUGAAUACUUCUCUUUUGAAAACCUCCAGAAUUUAUUAAAGACAAAAGAGUAACUAUAAUUUUUUUAAAUCCCUUUCAGAGCAAGUCUUGUCUUUUAAAGGAUUUACGAUGGUCCAAUCCAACAAGUGUCUUUUUAAAUGAUGGUCCAAGCUCGUAGUCUCGUAUUUUCAUGUAAACCGAUCACGUGAAACUUAAUUACAGUAAUUCAUACAAAAUGAUGAUACUAUGAAAGAUAUGGUACAAAGCAAAGAGAUUGAGAAAAAUACUAGCAUACAUAUUUUGGAAAUUUUGAAUUUUUUAGGAGAGAGAUUUACACACGAUAUUAGCCAAAAGGAAAUAUUUGCAAUUGCUUUACACUUGAAAACCAGACUGAAUUUCUAAUAUUGUUCUGUCCUUGAAAGAAAACAUCUUAUUAAUAAUUGGUAUGUAUAGAAUUGGCACCUUUUUAACCCUUUAAUUCUCAAGAUCUCAUUAUUAAUUCUCCUUACUAUCUGCCAUACAGUUCUCAUGAUGUUUGUUUGGAGAAUUUGUAUUGGAUCAUCUUAUAUUCCCUUAAUUUACAUUUUUCUUUAUUCUCAUCACUUUUCUGCUUGAUAUUGUAUUGAUAUUGUAAGGAGAAAUUCUGUCUUGGUCACUCAUGGGAGUUAAAGGGUUAAAGGCUGAUAGGGUUCCGUUUUUGAAUUUUUUGAGAAAUGCAUGUACAUUGUGUUCAUUAAGCUUGGAGUGAGUGGCUCUUUUUUUAUAUUGUUAAGUUUUUGAAUGAGUAGACCAAAAGAAACUAGAUCUUGAGUGAUAAUGAAUAAAUUAUUAAAAAAAAAACAAUUAGUCACAAAAAUUAAUUAACUUAUUGUAAAAAAAUCUUGUUUUACUUUUUCUGACUAAGUUUAUGCCUUAUACCAUCCUUUUUCAGCCAUGAAACUACAAGUGCAUCUCUCAAUACUUCUUGUCACCGUAAUCUCAUGUUUUUGGGUGGAUGGUGCAAAUGUGCCUUCCUGUGCCAGCAUGAGAUCAUGGUUUCCUGGGAAUAGUCCAUCAACCCUAGCUGAUAAUUUGCCAUAUCAGCUAAGUGUCAGUAGUUAUACUGGAGGAGUUUGCUACUCAGGAGGUUUACACACAAGUAAGUUGGUGGUCUAACAGAUUAGCUAAUCUAUAGCAUUUGAAUAGUAUUGGAAACGUGAAUUAUAUGUUAAUUGUAAAUAGUUAAAAAAUGAAUUUAGAUUCAAAUGAUUGAUAGCAUGAUUGUUUACUUAAAAAAAUGCUACUGCUGUGAAAAUAUCCACUUUAAUUAGGAUUAGGUACAGCUGAAAUCUCAGAAGGGAUAAUGCAAGGUUUUUAGGUGAAAUACAGAUGGCAGCUCUCAUUUAGUUCAGAAAUGUUAUAAUAAUAAUUAUUAUUAUCUCUGAAUCAGAUAUUUUUUUAAAAUGACUUAAAACAUUUAUCUUGCAGUUUACCUUAAUGGCUCCGCGGGUGGAGAUAAUAAAACAAGGAGUUUUGUUGGAUUUAUUGUUUAUGCUGAGAACUCUGUGAAAGAAUACCCUAAUGGACAAUUUGUUAAGAAUAAUUUAUCCUCAGGAGUUGAAGAAAAUAGCUGUGGAAAUCUCUCAGUAUGUAUAAAUCAUUAGCUGACUACUUCUCAAGAAUCUUGAAUUUAUUUAUCUGAUGUUAUGUUUAAACAUGCUGUUUAUGAUAUUCUUAUUUAUCAAUUAAUUAUUUUAAUUUUGCUACCUUAUACUCAAAGAUUAUUCAAAACUCUACAACAUCUGGAAACUGGACUAGUAUCAAAUUAGUAUGGGAGGCACCUAAAGAUGGCUAUUUAGCUGGAAACAUAACUUUCAGGUAAUAAAUGAUGUUCACUGAUUUAAAUGAUCCUUGUGGGUCAAAGGCACAUGAUUGCCUAUUGUUGAAACUUGAGACUGCGUCUAAUCAGAGCUUAAGCAUUGAUCAAUUUAAAGCUUCAAUACCCCUUUUGGAAAAUGUCUUUUUAAGCCAUUUGCUCAUAGAAGCAAAUGGCUCUAAAAGACAAUUUGGAAAGGCAAUUAUAUUUCCAGUUCAAAUUCCCCACCCCAUCCAUACAAGGUUCAAAUUUCCCACCCCUGGGCACAGACUAUAGUCAAAUGUCAUGCUGGUUACCUGUGGUAGGGAGUAUUGGAGCUUUGAUUGGGGCAUUACUUUCAAUUCCUGAAUGAAAUCAGGAGGGCUCCUGACAAAAUUAUAUUUUUCUGUGAUGAUUUUUUAUUGUGAAACUCAUGAAACUGUGAGCACCAAUUGAUUGGAUUCUGACAGAUCAAUUAUGUAUUGACAAAUCAGUAAUUUCAAGACAUGCCAGAGGAACCAUGAAAUCACAAACUCCGUAUCAAUGUUGCAGUUUGCAGUUGAAUUUUCUGAAGUCUGAUUAGCAUUUUCCCUGAAACAUAAUUACUCCCUAAAUAUUUCUGCUGGUGAAAGUUGUCUGAGUUUCAUAGUAAGUUAGUAUUAAUUAUGUGAAAAAGGAACUGUAUUUGUUAGGAAAGUGUCAGGUUUUUAAUAUGCAAUGCUGCUGUUAGUGAUUUAGCAAAAUAUAUAUCAGUCAGAAUUAUACUUUUUUAAUGAAUACUUCUCUUUUGAAAACCUCCAGAAUUUAUUAAAGAUAAAAGAGUAACUAUAAUUUUUUUGAAAUCCCUUUCAGAGCAAGUGUCUUGGAAAAGACAGAUCCUGUCACUUACUAUGAAGGAUUUACUGCACAUCUGAAGUGUGAGUUAAUAGGGUGUUUGUUGUAAUGUUACUUUCAUAAAUUAUUUUGAAUUUUUAUUUGAGAAAUGAAUUUAAAGUGUAAAUUGUCUCAAUCUAAAGUGAGUUGUUGCUUUCUGAUUAAUUUUCUUACUUAAUGUUCUAAUGUCAUUGAUGUUCUAGUUGUAAAACAUUUGAUCAGAAUUAUUUAUUAAAUAAUUCGUUAAUUUUAAAUCAGUAACCCUUUAACUCCUCUGAGUGACAAAGACAGAUUUCCCCUUACAAUAUCAAUACAAUAUCAAUCAGAUUAGUGUUGAGUUGAAAAAAAUUAUUGAUGAUCAUUUGAUCCAAUACCAAAUUCUCCAAACUAGCACAUAAGAACUGUACAGCAGACAGUAAGGAGAAUUGCUAAUGAGAUGUUGGGAGUGAAAGGGUUGAUUAAUUGUUUCUCCCAUAAAUGCAUGCCCAGUAUGCUUGCCCAGGUAUCUUCUUCAUAACUGACAAUUAUGGAUGCGAGACUUGUGGCUGUAAGUUGUGAGAUGAGUAAAGUGUAUUAAAUAACAUUAAAAGUUUUUUUAGUAGGUGAUACAGAUGCCAAUCUAUACUUAUUGGAACAACACUCAGUAUAUAAUUUUUAUGUGCUUACUAGCAAUACAUGGCAUGAGUUGUUACAAAGUUGCUCAGUCAGCAUAUGUGUUCAUUAAAAAGACAGAUGCAGGGUCAUUAAUUCUAAAAUAGAAAAGGGUUGAACUUGGAGAUAAUGAUCAGUCAUGUAUAUGUGGUAUGAUUGUCCAGGUGUCACACCAUAAAGCAAUGGACUGAAUUUUAGAUUGGUUUGCUGGCGUAAUAACCCAGAUGGGAUGUUAGGGGAACGUUAGGUUUACUGGUGCAAUAAAUGGAAGGCUUUUGACCAGUUGGAGGCUGGUAGUGUCUUAGUAUUUUUAUGGUCCUGUAUAUCAAAUGGUGGAGGUCUCCUGGUGUAAUGAUUUUUUUAAGGAAUCCUGUGGUGAAAUGUCUGAGAUUUCUCAAGGAGACAAAUAGGAGCUCUUCAUAACCUUCCUGAUGUAUUAAUGUUGCAGGCAAUUGUGAGUUUGUCUGUACUGAUAUAUAUGCUCCAGUGUGUGGAACUGAUGGUAAAACCUAUGGCAACAAGUGUGAAAUGGAGCGUCAUGCUUGUAAACAAAUUGGUCAAGAUGUAUCGAGUAAAAAACGUCUGCAAGUGGAUUACAAUGGUGAAUGUGGUUAGUAUAAAUAAACUUUCAAUUGUAUUAAUCAUCCAGUAGAGCAGUGGGCACCAAGGAAUAGGGAAUGUAAGGUAAGGGGAAGGGGGACUUGGGGUAAGGCAAAGAGGAAGGAGACUGGGGAGGUAAGACAAGGGGGAGGGAGACUGGGGGAGGUAAGGCAAGGGGGAGGGAGACUAGGGAGGUAAGGCAAGGGGGAGGGAGAUUGGGGGAGAUAAGGCAAGGAGAAGGGAGACUGGGGGAGGCAAGGCAAGGGGGAGGGAGACUGGGAGAGGUAAGGCAAGGGGGAGGGAGACUGGGGAGGUAAGGCAAGGGGAGGGAGACUGGGAGAGGUAAAGCAAGGGGGAUGGAGACUGGGGGAGGUAAGGCAAGGGGGAGGGGGACUGGGGAAGGUGUUAUGAAUGUGGAUGAAGCACUGAGGAAAAUAUGGAUAUGGGAAAGAUUGUACUGAAACUCAUGCACACCAGUGCCUGCAACCACCACUGCCUCUAACUUUGUCUCUGUCAAGAUUAGUGGAAUAGUAGCUGGAUUAUUCUUGUUUUGGUAUUGAUAAGGACCUUUUUUUAAAAUUUAUUUUUCUUUAGGUGGUGUAGAAACAGUGAGAUUCACAUGGUUUUCUCUGGUGUUUUCUCCUCUGGCAUUCCUAUUGUUUUGGAGUAUGGAGUAGAAAAAGAAUUAUUCUAUUCUUUGAGAGACGGUUGGAACUAUGAAGAAAUUUGGUGCAAAUAUCUUGUUAUACUGUAUGAUUAAAAUUUUCUGACAAUUGUUUGUUUUUUUUAUUACAUUUUGUUAGUUAUCACCUAAUUUUUUCGUGAGAAGCAAAAGCAGUGAUAGUGCCUUUCCACACUUUGACCAAGCUUUAAAACCUAGACCUUAUAGACCUUUUUUCAGAACCGUUUUCUCGUGAAUUAUUUAUCUUGAACACCUCCACAUUUAAAGAUAUAACACUUGUACUCCACUGGAAAGAAUUGACACUUGCGGUUCAAAUUCCCCAUCCCCAGUCAAGAAGGGUUCAAACUCCCCACCAGCCACGGAUGAACGAUGUCCAUGGAUUGCACAGGGGGAGGUGGAGGGGAUGUGGAAGCUUCGAACUGAUUGGCAUAUAAUUUUGACUUAGUUUAUUAGGAAAACUAGUAAGCCUCAUUAAUUUGGGCAUUUAGUUACCUAAUUAGCAAUUUAAUUAGUUAUUAAAUGUGAUUAGCUUGAGAUAUACUACUAACUCUAUUCUACUCUGUGUACUUGAGAU
Messenger RNA from Pocillopora meandrina, 5954 nucleotides. The record is from the annotation of a GenBank genome assembly. Lineage: Eukaryota; Metazoa; Cnidaria; Anthozoa; Scleractinia; Pocilloporidae.